Molecule: messenger RNA, 945 nt
Organism: Sycon ciliatum
Lineage: Eukaryota; Metazoa; Porifera; Calcarea; Leucosolenida; Sycettidae
Exons: 1
Coding region: 1-945 (314 amino acids)
Source: RefSeq, a predicted model, not a curated record
AUGGUCUCAACGCUGCUUGUAGACACAACGCUCAGUGUUAGAGUAUGCGGACAGACUGCAGACGCCUUUCAAUCUGGCCUUGGCACACCACAGGGAGAUUGCCUGAGCCCUGUGCUGUUUACGUGCUACUUUGAACAUGUUCUGCAGCAGCUGAGACAUCAGUUCCGAAGAGAAAGUACAGGCCUAGCACCGUCUAUCCCUGAACUUCAGUACGCAGAUGAUCUUGACUUCCUCGAUGAAAAUGACCAAAAUCUUGAACAAACCCAUGACGUAUGCGUGCUGAAGAUGCCAGAACACCAAUUGAUGGUCAACGGCGCGAAAACUGAACGGAUCCAAUUCUACCGCGAUGCAGACCUGGAAAAAAGAGGGAAAGAAGAAUGGCGGAUGGCAAAGUCGGUUGGAUCGAGAGCUGGUACUGCCGAGGACAUCAAACACCGAAUGGUUCUGGCAUCGCAGUCAUUUGGCCGGAUGCAAAGCCUUCUACAGUCAUCAGGGAUCUCCCUAACGUUGAAGCUGAGGCUGUACAAUUGCUACGUUCUAAGCAUUUUGCUUUACAACUGCGCUACCUGGGGCCUCACUGAGGCACUCAGAACGUCUCUGGACGUUUGCCACCGCCGUCACCUCCGCUCGCUACUCCGUAUAAAGUAUCCAAAUAUAAUCAAAAACACGGAACUCUACAACCGCUGUCCCACCCAACCCAUCUCCAAGGAGAUCGCGGCGAGGCGAUGGAGCUUCCUGGGGCAUGUGCUCCGGAUGCCAUCAGGGGCACCGCCACAGGUCGCUCUCGAUUUUGCUGCUUCUGGUGCCUUGCGGGGAAGGAUAGGCAGACCAAGAGCAACACUGCUAACCACUCUCUCACUGGAUUGUCGGGAGAAGCUGGGGCUUGUGCUUCUGUCGCGACCUGGCCUAGCCCAGCUUCGGAAGGUGGCGUAUGAUAAAUGCUGA